Molecule: messenger RNA, 408 nt
Organism: Penicillium salamii
Lineage: Eukaryota; Fungi; Ascomycota; Eurotiomycetes; Eurotiales; Aspergillaceae
Source: the annotation of a GenBank genome assembly
AUGCCUCUUUCCGGACACUGCCUCUGCAAGAAUGUCACGUACAGCGUGGACAUGGACCAGCCUUUGAUUACUGCCUACGAUCACUGCGAUGAUUGCCAACGCCAGAGUGGCUCGACCUACUCCCUUGUCGCUGUGGUCCUUAAGGACAAGUUGACUAUCAACGGCCCCGUUAAGAAAUGGUCUGGUGUCGGCUCUUCUGGCAAAGCUGUCCACCGCCUCUUCUGCUCCGAUUGUGGCUCGCCGAUCGCCCACGACCCCGAUGCCGCUCCAGAGAUCAUCGCGCUCAAGGCCGGUACCCUGGAUACUGAGAUCAAGAAGACCCUGAAGCCCGACACUGAGAUCUGGACCGUCAGCAAGCUGCCCUUCUGCCAGGAGCACUUGGCCAACCCCCAUGAGCACAUGCCGUAA